Dermochelys coriacea (leatherback sea turtle) is the source of this 4915-nucleotide messenger RNA. It is a transcript of the gene CDC25A, whose product is annotated as cell division cycle 25A. Gene Ontology annotation, biological process: positive regulation of G2/MI transition of meiotic cell cycle; positive regulation of G2/M transition of mitotic cell cycle; protein dephosphorylation. Gene Ontology annotation, cellular component: cytoplasm; nucleus. Lineage: Eukaryota; Metazoa; Chordata; Testudines; Dermochelyidae. Gene Ontology annotation, molecular function: protein tyrosine phosphatase activity. Bases 219 to 1829 code for a protein of 536 amino acids. The transcript is spliced from 16 exons. The record is from RefSeq and is a predicted model, not a curated record.
CAGAGAAGUGGGCGGGCCGAGACGCGGGGAGCUCGCUUCUGAUUGGUGGGCCCAAGUUUGGCGCCAGCUUCGGGCGUAGGCAGAGGGCGAGAGAGCGCGCGCGCGCGCGCGGGUUGCGCAGCGUUUGUUCUGUACGGGUGGCGGGGCGGGUCAGAGCGUGAGGGGGUCGCGCUGACAGCAGGAGCCGCUCGGGUCCGCUCCCACCUCACGCCGGCCUCAUGGAUCCCGGGCCCCCCAGCCCUGCCCCGCCGAGCUCCCGCCGCCGCCGCCUCCUCCUCCUGCCGCAGCUCCCGGCCGCCGGGCCCGGCGUGGUGAAGUCCCUGUUCCCCGCCGAGCUCUCCCCGGUCUCCGGCCUCAGCCUCACCAUGAAGCAGCUGCAGGGACUUGGCUACAGUCAGUAUGAGAAUUCUGUGCAAAUGCUGGGAAUGAGGAACAGUAACAAUCUACAAAGAACAGACUCGUCAGAAUCUACUGAUUCAGGCUACUGUCUAGAUUUUCCUGAUUCCCUGAACUCGGACAUUGAGGAAACCUUUGAGAAAACAGUUAUAGAAUCUGGCAGAUUUACUAAUAUUCAGUUACCCAUCAGAAGAAUACGUUCCCUCCCGCAGAAGCUUCUGGGGUCUAGUCCUGCUCUGAAGAGGAGCAACUCAGAUUCAUUGGAUUGUGAUGUUUUUCACCUGAUUGAACCAGAUGACAACAAAGAGAAUGAGUCCUUUGAGUUUAAGAAGCCAACCAGGCCCGCUUCUCGUACUUGUCUGCGUGUCCGUUCCCUUGAAGAUGGAAAAGAUGUUUUUGGGCAAAGACAGAACUCUGCCCCAGCUCGGAUGUUUCCCACUGGUGAAGCCCCUGAAGGUGACUUGGAAAACUAUAGGCCUGCUUUCAUGCAGCAGUCAUCUCUAACUUCCCCUGACACUGAGGAAGAAGAUGAUGGAUUCCUAGAUAUAUUGGAUGGGGAGGACUUGAAGAACAAUGAAGAGAUGCCAUCUGGUGUGGCAAGCCUUUGGACAGCUCCACUAGUCAUGAGGAAAGCAGACAACCACAUUAAACGGUGCAGAUUGUUUGGAUCACCGUCUCUGCCCAAUGGUGUGGCUAGGACUGCCCUGAAAAGAAUGGAAAGGUCCCAAGAAGAGACCUCUCCAGGAAACAGCAAAAGGAGGAAAAAUGUGCCUGGAACACCUUCUGAAGAAGCAAUGAGUCUGAAACUAAUUAGAACUCAGUCAUCCUCAGAGAUUGAGAGCAUUUUGGACAGCGACCAAAGGAAUCUUAUUGGCGACUUCUCAAAGGAUUACCUUUUCCACACUGUAGAUGGGAAGCAUCAAGAUUUAAAAUAUAUCGACCCAGAAAUGAUUGUAUCUGUGCUGACUGGGAAGUUUGCAAGCUUCAUUAAGGAGUGUGUGAUAAUUGACUGCAGAUAUCCAUAUGAAUAUGAGGGAGGCCAUAUCAAGGGUGCUGUAAACCUCCACAUGGAAGAGGAUGUGGAGGAUUUCCUGCUGAAGAAGCCUAUCAUGCCAUCAGAGAACAAACGAGUAAUAAUAGUAUUCCACUGCGAGUUCUCCUCAGAGCGGGGUCCCCGAAUGUGCCGGUUUGUGAGAGAGAGAGACAGACUGGGGAAUGAGUACCCCAACCUGCAUUACCCAGAGCUUUAUGUGCUAAAGGGGGGCUAUAAGGACUUCUUCUUAAGAUGCCAAAACUAUUGUGAACCCCAAAGCUACCGCCCCAUGCACCAUGAGGACUUUAAGGAAGAUUUGAAAAGGUUCCGCACAAAAAGUAGAACAUGGGCAGGUGAGAAGAGCAAAAGGGAACUGUACAGUCGCCUGAAGAAACUCUAAGAGCUGUAUCGAUGGGCAGUGGAAGACUGCUCACCAUGUAGGAAAACUGAAGUGAGAGGGGAGAAGAGUGUAUCUGUUCCUUGGUCAUGAUUGUCAUACACUAACUCACUCCAUGGACAACUUUGCAUUCUUGUCAGUCUUGCUGAAAGUGAUGAGAGAAACAAUAUGGAACACUUGUAUUCACCAUGCUGCUCAUGUGGACCUAAUGAUCUGCUUGCUGACUGCAAAGAUGACUUUUCUUUAUGCCUUCCACAACAAGGUUCAUGGAAAUGGAUUCUCCUCUUUGGCAUACAUAGAAACAGCUACCCAACAGGCUCGGUAGGUGGGGUGGCUUGAGCUGGCAUGUGCCGUGUAAGUGUUAAUGGUGAGAUUAUUUUAGUGCCUGUGUUAAAACUGCCUUAUUUUAUUUAAGUACAGUCAAAUGAAGCUAAUACCACUGCAGGCGAGUCAUCUGGAUUGCACUGAGACCUCAUUUCUGCUAACAGGCAACCCCUACCAUGGUGUUCUCAAGUCUUUCCUUUCAACUGCAGCUCUGAUUGGUUUUUGUUGGCAGUGUAACGCACUGUAGUGAAGUGGGAUGGGGAGUGGUGCUUCUCUGAGGCUUUUCACACAACUAAAAUGCAACACCUACAGGAAGCCUAUGACAGUAUAACGGGAAACUGCUUGUUGUGCAGAUAUCAUGUUCUUUUAAUUUAUUCUGUGAUCUAGGUUGCUUUAUUUUAUAUUUUAACUUCAGGAACUUCUCCUUAGCUGUUGCAUUAAAUCUGAAGGAACCACCAUUUCAAAGUGGGCAGAAUUACUGCCAGUUCCCAUAAACCAGAGAACAGGUUGCUUCUGAUGAACUCUGAAGUGCCAGCUGGGAAACCUGAUUAUGUAUUUAGUGUUGCCAAAUUGAGCAGUGAUGGAGCAGCAUAUUGCUGCUGCUUUCAGUUCUAGGUAUUAUCAUGGUUUACAUCUGGAAGAGAACCUGGCUAUGUGGAAUCAUGCUUAUUCUGUCAUUUGCAAGUUGAUUUGCUUCUCAUUGAAACUUCAGCCACCUCCUGCUGUGCAGCUGUUCUAAAACUGCUUCAGCAGCUGUGGAUUUUUAACUUCAGAUGUUUAUAACUAGUUUGUUGGAAGGACAAAGCAAGAGAGGAGCCUACAGCCAAUGAGCUUUCACCAUCAGUAGAUAGUUGAUGCUGGUAAAAGGAAAAACUUUCAAAGGCUGGCUUUGUGUUCUCCAGUUAAAUAAAGAGCUAAAUCCUAGGAAUUAGCUAUCCAAAGCAGAGGAUCCCAUGCCAAGAGAUUGUGCCAAUGUUAAAUCUGUUCUAGUUGCUUCUUUGGCAACAUGUAAAACAUGUCUAGCAAAUGCUAAAGCAGUCUAAUGCGGGGCAGGCAAACUGUUUGGCCUGAGGGCCACAUCGGGUUUCCAAAAUUGUAUGGAGGGCUGCUUAGGGGAGGAGGCUGUCUCUCCCACAUAGCCAGGCAUGGCCUGGCUCCUAUCCAACCCCUACUUCUUGCCCCCAACGGCUCCCCCGGGAUUCCUGCCCCCAUCCAAUCCCCCUGUCCCCUGAUGGCCCCCUGGGACUCCUGCCCCAUCUACCACUCCCUGUUCCCCGCCCUCUGACCGCCCUGACCCCCAUCCAACCCACCCUGCCCCCUUACUGCACUGCAUGGUGCACCAGUGGCUGGCGGCGCUACAGCUGUGCCACACAGAGCACCAGGUCAGGCCACGGCUCUGCAACUGCGCUUCCUGGCCGUCCAGAGCAUUGUGCUAGCGGAGCGCUGAGGCUGCAGGGGAGGGGCCUGGAGCUCAGUGGCUGGGCAGGAGGGUCCCGUGGGCCGGAUGUGGCCUGCUGGCCAUAGUUUGCCCACCUGUGGUCUAAUGACUUAGAAUGUGAUCUGCCUCUCACUUUAAGCUGAGUAUGCCUGAUUUGGCAAUGGCUCUGCUUCCCUAUGUGCCAACAUGUCAGUGAAACCAGCUCUGUAUGUGUAAGAGAGCAGCCUUGCUUUCCAUAGAUUUUCAAAGGCCCUUAUUUUUAGCUUAGCAGAAAUCCCGAAGUGCUUCAAAUGGCUUGGCUUGUGCCCUUCAGGUCAACAUUAAAAAAAGGCAUUUACAUCAAAGUAUAGGGUGGGAAAGGUUUUGUGGCGUUUUAUUUUGUUUUUAAUUUUUCCAUUUCCUAAUGUCUAUUGUUCAAGUUUUAUUCCUUUAAGUUUCAAAAACAUUACAUAACGCUUUUAUUCUUUUUUAAAGUUAAGUCUCUUAUGGGUGGAUUAAUAAGUGUUAAAUUAGUGCUGGUGAUUUACCAAACUUAUAAUCAAAAAACAGGAGGGAAGUUGUAUUCCACAUCCUUGCAUGGUAUUUUGUAUUAGGAAUUUCUGUAAGAAGCCCAGUGAGAUGACUUAAGUCUAAACUUUCUGAAUUAUGUGUCACUAUUAAAUUUGGGAAGGGGAAAGUUGUUCUGAAAUCCAAUCAGUAAUCCAUUUGACUAAAGCUACCUUCUGAUACAUGAUUACCUUCACUGUAUGCAGGUGAUCAGUAUGUACUCAAAGCUGGCAAUUUAGCAACAUAUCUGACAUGCACAUUCCUCCAGUGCAGCAUGGCAACAAAUGUCAUGUCGGUAACAAUUGUGAAGAUGCAAGUCACAUCCAAAAAAAGCAGACUGUUUGAGUAAUAUGUGUUCCCCCUCCCCCCCAUUUGAAAAGGGUCAUUCACCUUUGGUUUCUUAUGUAGCAAUAACCAUUAUAGCAAUCUGUGGCUUUACAAUUGUAUUUCCUGAGAAUACCCCCAACUUCCUGGUAUUCAGGUAUUAAAUGUGUGCUGAGUAUUGCUGUUUAACACUGCUGUACCACACUGUUAAUUAGUUGCAGUGUUCAGUUUGAGUUAGAGUUCCAUGUACCUUGUUGGGGGGGAGUGGAGUGUGGAAAUACAAAACCCUGUUUUAUACCUUACCUUGUUCUUUUGUAUGUACCCUGGUUUGAGGAUUUUGUUUGGGUGGGAGGGAAGUUGUAAGAUGUACAUGGUCCUAAAUAGGAUCUGUACUAAUACAGCCUGUGUCUGUAAUAGACUUUUGCAGGCUUAGGGAAUAAACCUACCUAAAAUCCAA